This is a messenger RNA of Cuscuta epithymum, 1485 nucleotides long. NCBI's taxonomy places the organism in Eukaryota, Viridiplantae, Streptophyta, Magnoliopsida, Solanales, Convolvulaceae. The record is from the annotation of a GenBank genome assembly.
UACAUAAUUCAACCCACAAUAUUAAAAGUUCUGUCCAAAACUAGUGAGUAGUGACAAACGGCCUCUUUGUAUAGCCGCCUGUCACGGCUGUCAGCCGGCAUGCGGACGGUUGAAAGUCUUAAAACUUCACCCAGACACCGGUACUUCUUCAAUAAUAGAAUCAAUUGCAUUUACAAAUAAUAAUACGUAGUAAUAAAUUAAUCUAUUGCUCAUUUCCGUGACUCUAGUCUAGAUUGAUACAACCAUUUACAAGUUCACAACUUGGUAAAAGCGAUGGCUGCCGCCGGGAAGCUUAUGCAUGCUGUGCAGUAUGGUCAAUACGGCGGAGGAGCCGCAGCUUUGAGGCAUGUUGAAGUUCCUGUACCUACUCCUAAGAAUGGUGAAAUUUUGAUUAAGAUGGAAGCCGUAAGUAUAAAUCCGGUUGAUUGGAAAGUUCAAUCUGGUACACUGCGUCCGUUAUUUCCUCGCAAAUUUCCUCACAUUCCUGUUAGUGAUAUAUCAGGAGAGGUAGUAGAGGUUGGUUCAGGUGUUCAAAGGUUCAAAGUUGGUGACAAAGUUGUGGCUACUGUCAGCAUCAGUGAUGGAGGUGGAUUGGCAGAGUAUGCCGUGGCCAAGGAGGGCUUGAUAACAAUAAGGCUGCCCGAAGUUUCAGCUGAGGAAGCCGCUGCCCUUCCCAUUGCAGGUCUUACAGCUCACGAGGCGUUGACCAGAAUUGCUGGGGUCGAACUCGAUGGCAGCGGCCCUCAGAAGAACAUUCUCGUGACAGCUGCUUCCGGUGGUGUGGGCCACUACGCCGUCCAGCUGGCAAAACUGGGAAACGCGCACGUCACAGCCACAUGUGGGGCCCGCAACAUUGAUUUUGUGAAGAGUUUAGGGGCAGACGAGGUCCUUGACUACAUGACCCCGGAGGGAGCAGCCCUUAGUAGCCCUUCGGGAAAGAAGUAUGAUGCGGUCAUUCAUUGCACUACAGGGAUUCCAUGGUGUACUUUUGAGCGGAAUUUGAGUGAGAAUGGAAAGGUUGUGGACUUCACUCCGAGCCCAAAGGCACUCUUGACCUUUGCCAUCAAGAAGAUCACUUUCUCAAAGAAGCAGUUGGUGCCCAUGAUGGUGUCUGCGAAAGCUGAGAACUUGGCAUACCUUGUUGGCCUGGUGAAGGAGGGGAAGCUUAAGAGUGUGAUAGACUCGAAGUACCCCUUGAGCAAGGCGGAGGAUGCUUGGUGUAGGAGCAUCGAGGGACAUGCUACGGGGAAGAUCAUUGUGGAACCAUAGUAAUGUCACAUGUUAAAAUGAUGAUAUAUUGUUUGUUGUGUACUCGGUACUUGUGUUUAUGCCCUCACGAAUGAAGUGGGGCAAUACUACUACUGCAGAAUAUUUUAUAGACUUAUAGUUGUUGAAAGUUGAAACUUACAAAUACAACAUUUGAAUAACAUUGAUUAUAAUUUCUAACGCCACAAAAAUAAGUAAUGAUGCAUGCUUUGUAUGUCA